GCUGCAGUGGGAGAAGCUGCAGGUGCGAAGGGCUGGCUGCAGCUCUCUCCAUCCCUGCUUGUUGCCCUGCUCCUAGGCAACCAGGAGAGCAGGGGAUAGAGUGGCCCCAGGGGUGUGAUCACCCAGGGGACUCAAGGUGGCAGCAGGCACGUGAAUUCUACGUGUCCUGCUGCUGCCUGCACUUCCUAUACCCGCAACACAGCCCACUCACUGGAUCUUCACUGAAGACUUCUGCCUCCUCUUUGUGGGACCCCCUCCUGCAACCCCAGAUGGAUUGUCAUUCGUUUUCCAGGUGACAAAUGUGGCAUGGCACUAUUGGCAUCAUCACUGGCACUGAGACAACCAGCAAAGGAAAGGAUGUGGGAGCAAAGUAGGGCAGGUAGCCCUUAAAAUUCACACAUCUGGUUUGUCAUUAAUGGCUAAACCAAGAAGUUGACUGAUGUGCUGACAUCAUGGGAAGUUGCUGCAGUUGCCGAGAUGGUCUCCCAGACAAUCAUCCCACAAAAUUUAAGGUCACCAAUGUGGAUGAUGAGGGAACAGAGUUGGGCUCAGGGGUCAUGGAACUAACACAAACUGAACUGGUCCUUCACACUCGAAAACGUGAUGCUGUAAGAUGGCCAUACCUUUGUUUACGCCGUUAUGGAUAUGACUCUAACCUCUUUUCUUUUGAAAGUGGGCGAAGGUGCCAGACUGGUCAAGGGAUCUUUGCAUUCAAGUGCUCAAGGGCAGAAGAAAUCUUCAACCUACUGCAGGAGCUCAUGCAGCGCAACAGCAUCAGUGUUGUAGAAGAGCCUGUAAUGAUUUCCAGAACUGGACACCCUGGGGAGAUGGAUCUAGUGCAUACCCCUCAGGCUCCAGGAGGUUUGGGGUAUACAGGGUUCCCAAAUGGAUUCCAUAGUUUUCCUCAUGAUGGGCCAACCUACCCAUCUGCUCGUCACCAUUCAAUGGGAAAUGUGAGACAUCCUUCUGUUGCUGAGGAGGCAGGUCAUGUUUUGAUUACACCAGAAGAUCAGUCUCACACAUAUAUGAAUACAGCCAGUGGAGGUGAAAAAGAAAUGGGAGGUCGACAUUGUAUGCAUUCCUUGCCUGAGGCACAUGCACCAUACCAUGACCCACCAAGACACAGGCUUGGUCCAAGCUGUACCAUGGAAGAAAGGAACCCCCAGGUGUAUCUUCAACCAGGAGAAGUAAAAUUUGUGCUAGGCCCAGCUCCUGCCUACAGGCGAAUGCCAAUGAGGGGAGAUAGCGUCUGUCAACAUCACAGAGACUACCAGGGUCAUAUUUGUAGUGUUGAGAGAGAGCCGUUUCCACUUCAUAACAAUAAUAAUGAGUGUACAGAUCAGUGGCAUACCCAGAAGUGUGCCUACGAGAACAUCAAUGGCUUAGUGCCACCAGGAAAUAUAACCCUACUACAGGGGGGCACCAAUAGGGGCCUAAAACUGUCAGCUAAUGGGGUACCAUUUAGUAGCUGCUCUCAUCGGAGGACAGCAAUGCUACAUUAUGAGAAUUUACCACCACUCCCACCGGUUUGGGAGUGCCAGUCUCUGCACCAAGAGGAAGAUGAAGAGGAGGACUCAGCUGGUGCUAUGACACCUUCACUCAAUGGCUACCAUGAUGAUCCUGUGCAAAACUACAUGAAUGCUGAGAGUGCAACAGCAUGUGGAGAAUACCAUCACCCUCACCAACCAGACUGCCAACCCCGCCGAAACUGUCCAUCAAAUGUGUUUAACUUUGACUACCGAAAACCACAUACUGAGCAGAGUCAACUUAACUACAUUCAGGUGGAACUAGAAGGGAAGAAUGAAGGGAAAGCACGGGCAAUCCCACAAAUCACCUGCACCCCAACUCCCAAUCACCCAGUCCACCGUGCUGACUCUUAUGCUGUUAUCGACCUAAAAAAGACAGCAGCCAUGUCCAACCUGCAGAGAGCACUGCCACUGGACGAUGGCACUUCAAGAAAGACCAGGCACAACAGCACAGACUUGCCUCUGUAACUGCUGUGUAUCCAUUGCAUACUUUGUCUUUAUCUUUUCAAAAGCGAUCUGUGCUGCUCUGUUUUGGUUUUUUUCUUUUCUUGUGUGAGUGUAUCCUGGUCUUUUGUAUCCCACCACUUCUUCGUAUUUAACACCCUUCCUGAGAGAAGUAUUUCUGUUUUUAAGAAUGUGGAAUUUAGCAUCUUGGGCAAUUGGGUUGAUGUUUUAGUAAAAACAAAAGCACUCCUUGUUGUAGCUGUGCUGUAAGGACCAGGAAGAUAUAAAAGGUGAAGACUGUAACUUCACCCAGCUGGAAAUGCUCUUUGUGGGUCAAAUCUCAGUGUUGUUUUUUUAUGUAUUUAUUUUUUUAUUGUUGCUUUUGUACACUUGAGACAUUUUCUCAUUUGCUGAUUUAAUUUAUUGAUUUAACUUAUUUUUCUAUUUAUUUUGUAAACACUCCAUGCCAUAUUGUGCCGUUGGAAAAACACUGCCUGGUCUCACAAUGCCUAAAGGACUCUCGACUGAUGUGCAUUACGGGUUAGAUCCUUGUACCUCUUUUGAUGUCAUUUGGACAUUAGCAUGUUACAAACAAUUGAACUGUAAUGUAUAUACCCAGUUAUUGCAUUAUACAGUUACAGUAAUGUAUAGGUGCUAAAUAAAGAAAAGGUGAACCUUAAAAGAUUGUCUAAAUUAUAUAUAUUUAUAUAUAUAUAUAUAUAUAUAUAUAUAUAUAUAAAAAUGUACAUACAACAGAAACAGGAAAACAACCAAUCUAAGAUGUGAAGGAUUCACCACAGAUUAUAAGGAAGCCCCAUAUUUUCUGUACUUAUUACUUGAAUUAAAAGUGCCAAAUAUUUCUGCCUGUGCCAUGUAAAAAUUUAAUUUGUGUAAUUGUUGUAAUUUAUUAUUCCCUUUAUACUUUGUGUAUGUUUACAGUGAUUUAUUAAAAUGUAUGUAACAUACACACAUGAUUUCUGUAAGGUCCAUCCGUAAUGGUACAGCUCUGCUUUAUAAUCUUUACAGGUCUGUGCUGCAUCUUUUGCCUUGUUCUAUAUAUAAGGUAAGUGCUUCAGCUUCAUGGACACUUCCAGAAGCUAAUACAGCAUUAUACAAAAUGUAACAGUCUUGGUAGUAUAUAAAGAAUCUAUUGAGUUUUAUGUCAAAUGAAUUGGGUUAUGAAAAAAAUUGCAGUUAAUGCUUUUGUGA
This is a messenger RNA of Xenopus laevis (African clawed frog), 3179 nucleotides long. It is a transcript of the gene frs3.L, whose product is annotated as fibroblast growth factor receptor substrate 3 L homeolog. The record is from RefSeq and is a predicted model, not a curated record. Lineage: Eukaryota; Metazoa; Chordata; Amphibia; Anura; Pipidae. The coding region runs from base 453 to 1994 and encodes 513 amino acids. Gene Ontology annotation, cellular component: cytoplasm; membrane. The transcript has 7 exons. Gene Ontology annotation, biological process: fibroblast growth factor receptor signaling pathway; cell surface receptor protein tyrosine kinase signaling pathway. Gene Ontology annotation, molecular function: fibroblast growth factor receptor binding; transmembrane receptor protein tyrosine kinase adaptor activity.